AUGAAGGGUAAAAACAGUUUGAAUCAACAAAAGAACGAAAGCGAAACUUUGUGCGAUAUAAACAUGGACGUUAUAAGGAGUCAAUAUAAUUCUACGGGUCCAAUGGACAUGAGAUCAUUGUAUGGAUUUAAUAUACAUUUAUCUUUACUCUCCUCUUCAAAGUCAAUUUUUAUACAUAUUCUUGUUCAAUUUUGUAGUUGUAUCAGAGCAAAGAACCAACUACGAAACUUGCUAAUGAUUUUCCAAUUAUAUAUCGGCGAUACGAGGGAUCCUGCUAGAGAUGCAAAAUAUUUUUCGAAAUGGGAAAAGAACCUAAAAAAAUUAAAUGGAUUUAUAGACCAAAUUAAUCGUAACGGAUCUAAUUUUGAGCUACCUCAGGAGCUCAGAGGUUCAAAAUUGUCGACAUUAUCAGCUGAAUGUAUAAAUAAGGCUUACGUAUUAAUUAAUUCUAUGAAUGGCGCUAAUUCCCAUACGGGAAAUAAUCCGGAACAACUUGGUACAUUAGUACAGGAUUUAAUUCAUACACAUAUUGGUACUUCUUCAUUUGACACCACGAAUAUAAAUGCUAGUAAAUCACAUGAAAAUCUGACGCGUAUGCCACAUGAACAAGUGGUUAAAAAAUUGAUUAGUUCGGAGGUGGAAGAUUCGGAUUUGGUCGUUGAGAACCCUUUGUUAAUGAAGGACGUUAUUACUAAUUAUAAUAGGCCUUUAUUGGACGAAAAAAAGGUCGUUAUUACUUCUUCAUGUAAGCAAUCACAGAGCCCUGAAAAAAUACCUGCACAUUCAGAUGGUCAAAAAGGCGUUAGCAUUACUCAAUCUUCAAGUUCAAAGACAUCCAUUUAUCGUACCGAAGUUAUUCCUAGUAAACGUUCCUCUGACAGUAUAGCUCAGACUUCAUAUAAACGAGCAAAACCUUCAUGUCAGGAGAUAUCCCCUGGAAAGUUUGAAUCCCCUAAUCGUAAUAAAUGGAGAGAAGAAAAGCCCGGACACAUUGUGUUGUUAGAUAGCGAUGAAGAUAACGAUGAAGAUAACGAAAAUGAUACAGGAGACAAGUCCGAUCCAGUGGUAAUUAUUUUAAGCGAUGAUGAAACAACAUGUACUACCGAUCGACCAUCAACUUCAGGUGUCUCUGUUACUGCUCAAAAAUCAAACAAUCUAUCGAAUACCGGAAUACAACUAAAAGAAGAUAUACAACCUUGUUAUAUGAUCUCAGCACCAAAAAUGUCUAAGAAAUAUGACUCAUUCCGAAUUUUAGACGCUGGAAAAAAUGAGCUUUAUAUUAAAUUAGCCAAGGAGAAAGAAUUAGAGAAAGCAUCCGUAUUAAAAAUGAGAGAUGUUAAAAUACAAAAAGCAAUAGAUGAUGAUAAUAAUGGUCGCAUUUUGGAACAAAAAAUCGAUCCUCCUAAGGUUCUAGACCAGACAAUAGAAUUGCUUACUUAUUUAUCAAAGCACGAUAUAGUUUCAGAUAAAGAUACAGAACUUGUUAGUACGGUAACUAAUUCAAGUACAGCUGAAGUGUUGUCUCCUGAAAUAGGAAUAAUAAAUAAGUUUAAAAAAUUGAAGUCGUUCAACUUUAAAUGUGGUAGUGGUGAUGUUAAUGAAACAGCUUUGAAUUGCAGUAAUCCACAAUCUCCAAUCCUUGCUGUUGCAUACAUUGCUUCGCGAGAUCCGCGUUAUAAUCAACCGGGCAACUUGCAGUUCCUUGACAUCGCACGGGGAGAAGCAUAUAAUCUUUAUGGACAUGCCGCACCGGAUUUAAAAUCGAAAACUGAUCUAUGGACAUCAGUUACAGAUGUUAAAUUUUCGCCUGACGGGAAAUUUAUUUUCUCCGCAUCUACUGAUGCUACUAUCAAGAUUUGGCAAAUAGAUGAAACUAGGAAUUUUAAGAAACCCUAUGAUACGAAAGCGGUCAGUCAAAAGCCAAAAAACGGUUCCGUAUACCAACUUGCUUCUUGCGAAGACUCCGGUUUAGUUCAAGUCCAUACUAUAAGAAAAGAUCAGUAUAAGUUUAUUUUAUCUUCUCAAGGAUUCCAAGAAGAAAAGUGUUGCAGGGCUGGAAGUGAUGUUUUAUUCGGACCGGAGAAUUUACUCAUUGUUGGACACAAUGGUCUUUCAGGUGACAAACAAGGUGUUGUUAAGGUUUGGGACAUUAAUACGAGAAAAAAGGAAUCCUAUAUGAAAUGUUAUUUUUCAAGCGGCAUUAGUUGUUUAGAUAUGUCCCAUUAUGGAAAAUGGGUCGCUUGCGGAACUACUGGCGUUGAUAACGAAGAAGGUGAUGGGCGCAUGUGGAUCUGGAAUUUACAAUGCGGCUCAAAGGUAUACUGUACAACUCAAGAGAGAGAUGCAAAUGUGAUAUCAAUAUCACAUGAUGAUAAAUAUAUAGCUCUUGGUGGAAUAUCCAAUACUGUCUAUGUAUUUGAUCCAAGAAAAAUGAAUAUGUUACUAUAUGCAUUUAAGCAUGAGGAUCCAAAUGAUGGUCUUCUUCAUGAUGGAAUAAUGUCAUUACAUUGGAUUCCAGGUAGCAGCUUGCUUAUAAGCGGGGGUAAUGAUAAUUGUGUGAGAAUUUGGGAUGUAAAUAAAUGUGGAAAACAAAAUCCUUUAGUUUAUCAGUUUACAGAGCAUGAUAAUCUUAGUCUUAUGACUGUUGGAGUUUCUACUGGAAAAAUUUAUGUAUAUUCUUCAAAUGAAAGUUUUAUUCAAGCUG
Molecule: messenger RNA, 2704 nt
Organism: Dentiscutata heterogama
Lineage: Eukaryota; Fungi; Glomeromycota; Glomeromycetes; Diversisporales; Gigasporaceae
Source: the annotation of a GenBank genome assembly